Spirometra erinaceieuropaei is the source of this 760-nucleotide messenger RNA. NCBI's taxonomy places the organism in Eukaryota, Metazoa, Platyhelminthes, Cestoda, Diphyllobothriidea, Diphyllobothriidae. The record is from the annotation of a GenBank genome assembly.
AUGGUGAUGUUGCCACCGGUGCCCGCUGACCGGUAGGCCCAAAACGACGCUGCAAGGACAUAUUGAAGUAUUCUCCUAAGCGAUUGCAUAUCAGUCCAGAGACCUGGGAGGACAUCGUCCCGAACAGACCGGCCUGGGGAAGACUGGCGCCGCCAUCUACGAAGCAAAACGGAUCGCCGCCGCAAGAGCCAAACGGAAGGCCCUCAAAUCACAAGUGCCUCACCUCCUACAUGCCCACGCUGCCAACACGCAAAAGAAUCGGUCCCGUUGGACACCUUCGGACUCAAUGCGCAAUCAACCCGCCAACGCAUACCUCUUCUCCCACUCUCGCCCCUGUCGAAAAUCCCGCGCCGACUGCCGUCCCCGUCACCGACGACCACACUGUCGUUGCCCCACCGCCCGCCCUGCAUCGACCGCAGAUUCCAGCAUCAAAACCACCUAUGAGACUUCCCGCACCCCUCUCACCGAUGGGCCGACGUCUGAUGUCCUAUCGCCUUCUACCAUCACCGCCAACACUCCCACCGCCAGCAAUGUGGAUUCGGUUCAUACCUGUCCCAAUUGCGAUCGCACAUCCAGCUCAUGCAUUGGCCUGGUCGGCUACUUGUUGAUCCAUUGCACGAAAGGUGGCGAACCAGUUACUGGGGCGCCCAAAUGUACUCGCCGCAGCCGCCUUAGCUGUCCUCGUACACUCACUCAACGCAUUGGCUUGGUAGGUCGCAUGCGCAUUCACGAGAACCUACGGCAGACAACCGCCGGCUAA